Molecule: messenger RNA, 1286 nt
Organism: Nilaparvata lugens (brown planthopper)
Lineage: Eukaryota; Metazoa; Arthropoda; Insecta; Hemiptera; Delphacidae
Product: thioredoxin domain-containing protein 9
Exons: 4
Coding region: 381-1034 (217 amino acids)
Biological process (GO): microtubule cytoskeleton organization
Cellular component (GO): cytoplasm
Source: RefSeq, a predicted model, not a curated record
GAUUUCUAGGUUUUGUUCGUGUUCCGUGUUGUAGUGUUGUGAGAUUUUAGGUUAUUUUGAAAAAAAUAACAUUCUAGAUUUUGAAAGAAAAUUAAUUAUUUAUAAAUUGAGUGUUCAACGUACGUACAUUCAUUUUAUUUCUUAAAUAUAAAUGUAAAACUAGAAAUUUAAUUUAAUUGCUUACUACUUUUACAAGUUAAAUGUUGAAUCUAGAACAAACCACUCAUUUUACGUGGGUUGCUAUUAUUGCUAUGAACAUGUGUAACAUUUUUACUGGUUUUCGUUAAAAUUUGUAUGUUUUAUAGUAUCGAAGUUACCUAAAAUUAUUCUGCUAGAAAGAAUAUUCAGUUCAGAUAACUAAUUUGAUCUGAAGUUGAGAUAUGGAGAGUAUAAUUAAAAAUCAAGUACUUCAAGUUGCUGAACAGGUUGAAAAACAUUUGGAUUCAGAGCUUCAAAGACUUGACGAAUUGGAUAGUGAUGGAAUCGAACAGUUGAGACAGCAGAGGCUCAAACAGUUGAAAGAACAUGCUAAACAGAAACAAAUAUGGCUUUCAAACGGUCAUGGUGAAUACGAAGAGCUUGCUGAGGAAAAGGAAUUUUUCAAUGCAACAAAGAAAUCACCAGAUAUGGUGGUUCAUUUCUACAAAGACGACACCCCUAGAUGUAAAAUUGUGGAUCAUCACUUGAAAAUCCUCGCCAAGAAGCAUCUUGAAGCCAAGUUCUUAAAACUGAAUGUUGAAAGAUGUCCUUUCCUCACAGAGAGGCUAAGGAUACGAGUGAUUCCAACGAUAGCGCUGGUGAAGGACAGCAAAACAAAGGACUUUGUUGUUGGUUUCACUGAGCUCGGCAACUGCGAUGAUUUCACAACUGAAAUGCUGGAGUGGCGCAUCGCCCAGAGCGGCGCCAUUGAGUACAAUGGAGACCUGCUCAACCCACCCGACGCCAAGAAAGUAGAAAAGAAAAACCUGCUGCAAAAGAAGACUAUAAGAGGCAGAAAUGACUCUGACUCUGAUGACUCAGAUUUGGACUUCUAAAUACUAACCAUCAUAUCCUUUGUUUAUAGCUGUUGAAACAAUAAUAUAUAAAUUUAUAUGAAGCUUCAAAGUUUAACACCAAUUAUCACAGACUCACAAUUAUUAGGUAGCUAUAUUAUCUAGAAAUUGUAAGUGGGCAAAUUCUAAGCAUUCUUGAUUACCAUUCCUUUGCAAUAGGAAAAUAACGUUGUAAUGUUGUGAUUUAUAUUAUUUUUUACUAAUUUUCUAUAAUAAAAUGCUACGCACUUCAAA